AUGAAGUCAGCCGUCGUCCAUGACGAUGGUCAAACGACACUCGCCACAUGGCCUUCACGUGGACGUCGUACAUCAUGGCGUGAUCCUGUAACAAUUCCGUUAUGGACUGUAUUUUUGCCUACCGGCGUGCUAUUUCUAGUCAUAUGCCUUAUUUCCGGACUACAUCAUAUCAGAAUUACAAAUCUUGAGUUGAGGAUGCGAGAGAUGGAGUCUCGCGUGGAUGAAGGAGAUAAGAUCCCCCCGGAGACGAGAAAUGUAACUUUAACACGAAUGAGUCGAACGAUACGAAAUACACGAGAAUGUGCCUGCCCUCCAGGUCCCCGAGGAGAUCGAGGGCCACCGGGACCACCGGGUUUGAGAGGAUUCAACGGAUGGCCAGGUCUACCAGCUCCUUACUAUCGCCGCAGGACCACACCACCACCAAUGACUCCUUUGGAUCCUCGUCUACAACGGAAAUUGCGUGCCCUGGGCAUGCUCUACUCGCCUGAUGGGCAAGCGAUUCAACUUCGUGGACUACCCGGGCCACCAGGACCACCGGGCACUAAGGGCGCACGUGGAUAUCCUGGUUUUCCGGGUCCAAUAGGUUUGGAUGGCCCAAGAGGCUUACCGGGCACACCAGGCACCAAAGGAGAGAAAGGUGAUCGAGGUCCAGUUGGACCUCCUGGAUAUCCUGGUCAGAAAGGCGAACCGGGCAUGACUAGACACGGACAGAUACAGGUAGGAGCACCUGUUCCUAAUGCGCCCUUGAUGAUUCAAGGACCGCCAGGUCCACCGGGUCCUCCAGGACCACCGGGAAUCCCCGGCCAUGAAGGAAAACCUGGCCCUAAGGGUGAACGAGGGUUGCCUGGUUUCGAUGGUGAGAGUAAGGUUGGACCAAAAGGAGAGCAUGGAGAAGCUGGCCGUGACGGAAUACCAGGGCUGCGUGGUCCUCCCGGUGAAAGAGGAGAAAAGGGUGAGCCUGGAACUCCAGCUUCUUAUGGUCGUCACCAUCCACACUCAUCCCAUUCACAUAUCGUACCCGGCCCACAAGGACCACAGGGACCACAAGGACCGCAAGGUGCUCAAGGUCCACCAGGAGUUCCUGGGCCUCCAGGACAGCCUGCACCGCCAGCGUUCUGCCCUCCUGGGCCUCCUGGAAAGCCAGGUGUAGAUGGGCGCACUGGGCCACGCGGAUCACAGGGAGAGAAAGGUGAUCGCGGAGAUCCUGGAAUCCCGGGGCCUCGUGGAGUUCCUGGUGCACCAGGUGGAGCAACUGUUUCUGGAGCAAAGGUCGUAAUGGGUCCUCCCGGGCCGCCGGGAAGAGAUGGCCUUAACGGGGAGAAGGGCGAAAAGGGUGAAACUGGGGCGCCGGGACCGAUAGGACCACCUGGUCCCGAAGGAGUAGCUGGCAAGAGAGGACGACGAGGAAAAAAUGGCGAACCAGGUGUCUGCCAUCAAAAUUGUUCAUCAGUUGGUGGUGAAUCAAAGAAUCUCGAACAUCUCGCGCGAGAACUGAUGCCUGUGCUCAGAAAGGAAUUGAAAGAAAUACGAAUAAAACAUGGAUACCCUGGGCCUCCAGGAGCACCUGGACCGCAGGGACCUACUGGACCUGUUGGACCUGCAGGACCACGAGGCCCCCAAGGACUUCCUGGCCAUUCAGGAGAGAAGGGCGAUAGAGGAGAGAUUGGACCUCCUGGUUUGCCAGGACAACCGGGUCAAACAUAUGAGAUUCCUUCGCAAACUGGAGCUGGAGCGCCAGGUCCCAGAGGUCCACCAGGAUUACCUGGACCACCUGGUGAGAAAGGCGAAUCAGGCGGUCCUGGACUUCCUGGACAACCUGGUUCAUUGGGAUUACCAGGUCCACCAGGUCCUAUGGGAUUGCGAGGUCCACCUGGUACAGAGGGAAGAACUGGUAAACAAGGACCAGUUGGACCAAAAGGAGACAUGGGACCUAUGGGUCCUGCGGGAACUCCUGGACAUCCUGGAUCCCCAGGUGAACGUGGUGCCGAUGGUGUUCCUGGUCUACGAGGCGAAAAAGGGGAUCAGGGUAUUCCUGGUCUCGAUGCACCCUGCCCCACAGGUCCUGAUGGUCUGCCUCUACCGUACUGCUCUUGGAAACCGAUGGAUAGCAACGUCCGCGUGGAUUAUGGUCAGAGGACAACACGAUCGAGCGUUCAUCGACGGCUUUUCGACGAAAGCGAGACGUUGGGAUACAAAACUAACACGCUUGACUCUAACCUCUUCAGGCAAAAACGGGGAACACUGGGAACGGCUAUGACGGCAUACGCUAUGAAGAGCUGCCCUCACGAUGAAUCUCAUCUCCACAUUGCCCGUGAAUCUCGUCUGUUUUCUCGUGAUUUUUAUAAGUAA
Necator americanus (New World hookworm) is the source of this 2349-nucleotide messenger RNA. RefSeq lists its product as uncharacterized. The transcript has 25 exons. Gene Ontology annotation, biological process: extracellular matrix organization. Bases 1 to 2349 code for a protein of 782 amino acids. Lineage: Eukaryota; Metazoa; Nematoda; Chromadorea; Rhabditida; Ancylostomatidae. The record is from RefSeq and is a predicted model, not a curated record. Gene Ontology annotation, molecular function: extracellular matrix structural constituent conferring tensile strength.